Wyeomyia smithii (pitcher-plant mosquito) is the source of this 1529-nucleotide messenger RNA. RefSeq names its product E3 ubiquitin-protein ligase TM129. Gene Ontology annotation, cellular component: membrane; endoplasmic reticulum. The record is from RefSeq and is a predicted model, not a curated record. The transcript has a single exon. Gene Ontology annotation, biological process: protein ubiquitination. NCBI's taxonomy places the organism in Eukaryota, Metazoa, Arthropoda, Insecta, Diptera, Culicidae. Gene Ontology annotation, molecular function: ubiquitin protein ligase activity. The coding region runs from base 193 to 1353 and encodes 386 amino acids.
CUAACACCAACGAAACAAAAAGAAGACAUUAUCUGUCAAAAUAAUCAUUCGUCUUUUUAUGGGCGAUAAUCCUUCGUAUAUCGUUCAAAUUCGAAUUUUAUUGUUUAUAAAAAAAUCUGAUAGACUAUUUUUAGGUAUUUUUCAAACAAAGAAGUCGUCCCAGUUAGCUAUUUCUUCGCGCUAUUUCUUAUUAUGUCUCAGGAAAGUGCGAUAGUGUUCGCAAUAUUUUACGCAUUGUUGUGCUUCUGCAUCGUCUAUCCGUCGACCGAGUUUGUAUCAGCUGGCCUAACCGUUGACCAUGUUUUCUCGUCCACGCUGGGAUCGGAGGCAAUCACUUUCGUGCAGCAUCACAUUCGCCGAACAAGCCUUAAUCUCAUGGUGCAUUCGCUGCUUCCGGCCAUAUACAUCCGAGUUUACUAUAUGCAGUUUGAUGCAGAAAAUGACGACACGAGCGAAAGCAGCGUAGUAAAUUCUCACCCGCUAGUUUGGGCGUUUCUUGUACUUCCGGCUGUGCUCCUGCCAGGACUGGUAGUGGCUGCCAUUUACUACUGGUCGAGAAAUCAGUGGCAAAACCAUCCAAUUGCGAGGCAAUUGGUGAAGUUUGCUAGACCGGAUGACCCUUUUUCAGAUUGGCGAGCAGUGGCUGCCAAUAUAAACGAUGAGUUUCGCAGGGAUGACAAGGUGGUUAUUCGAAUGAAUCCAAUAUCGCGCGUUGUCACGACAGAAAACUGGGUUAUCAAGACAAGCUCAUACUGGAUUAAUAUAGCGCGUCAAGGUGAAACGACUAUGGUGGCUUACAAGAGUGACACACACGAUGUCAGUCAGGACGCUUUUGAAACUGUACAGUACGUUAAUAUUGCAGUGAUACCCCUUCGAAAGGAAAUUAAGGAAUUCUCCAUUCGAAUAAAUGCUUUACACUUUAGAGAGCUACAAGACCGAAUUAACAGUCAAAUAACGGUUUUAUCUAGUGUAAAGUUUCACCGAUCAGUUCUGGAACGUUUUGUAGAUGUUUUCAAAGAUCAAGUUGCACAAAAUCCAACCUACCAGCUGGAGGACAAUUCCAUAAUGGAAAAUUCCGACAAUUGCUUUGCGUGUAUGCAAGCCAGACCAAAUAUCAAAAUUUGCAAAAACUGCCUGGACGUGGAUGAGGUGGGGCAAACCCUCUCAGAGGCACAGCGCUGUCAGUCGUGCAAUUGUCGCCCUAUGUGGUGUAUCGAGUGCGUAGCUAAAUGGUUUGCCUCCAGACAGGAUCAGUCGGAACGAGAAUCUUGGUUGCAGCAAAAGUGUACUUGCCCUAUGUGCCGUGCCCGAUUUUGCGUACUGGACGUGUGCUAUGUACAGCAAAGACAGUAAAUUAUAGUCAACUAUGUGAGCAUGUGUUCUAUACAGUCAAAAAGAAAACCAUAACAAAGUUUUGUUUUAAAUUACCUAAAUUGUUGGGUUUUGAUAAAAUUCAACAGCAUGUUGAUCAAUCAUGAAAUGCUUUGUAUUUUGAAAAAUAAACUAUUUUGUGACGUGUCCUAUUGAAA